Messenger RNA from Mandrillus leucophaeus (drill), 844 nucleotides. It is a transcript of the gene RNASEH1, whose product is annotated as ribonuclease H1. The coding region runs from base 44 to 628 and encodes 194 amino acids. NCBI's taxonomy places the organism in Eukaryota, Metazoa, Chordata, Mammalia, Primates, Cercopithecidae. The record is from RefSeq and is a predicted model, not a curated record. The transcript is spliced from 7 exons. Gene Ontology annotation, molecular function: RNA-DNA hybrid ribonuclease activity; nucleic acid binding. Gene Ontology annotation, biological process: DNA replication, removal of RNA primer.
GAAGUUUCAGAAGGUAGAAAAUCAACAUGGACAAGAAUCGCAGAUGAAAGCCAGCAAGCGACUCCGGGAGCCACUGGAUGGAGAUGGAGAUGAAAGCGCAGAGCCCUAUGCAAAGCACGUGAAGCCGAGCAUGGAGCCGGCGCCUCCAGUUAGCAGAGACACGUUUUCCUACAUGGGAGACUUUGUUGUCGUCUACACUGAUGGCUGCUGCUCCAGUAAUGGGCGUAGAAGGCCACGAGCGGGAAUCGGUGUUUACUGGGGGCCGGGCCAUCCUUUAAAUGUAGGCAUUAGACUUCCUGGGCGACAGACAAACCAAAGAGCAGAAAUUCAUGCAGCCUGCAAAGCCAUUGAACAAGCAAAGACUCAAAACAUCAGUAAACUGGUUCUGUAUACAGACAGUAUGUUUACUAUAAACGGUAUAACUAACUGGGUUCAAAGUUGGAAGGAAAAUGGGUGGAAGACAAGUGCAGGGAAAGAGGUGAUCAACAAAGAGGACUUCGUGGCACUGGAGAGGCUCACCCAGGGGAUGGACAUUCAGUGGAUGCACGUUCCUGGUCAUUCGGGAUUUAUAGGCAAUGAAGAAGCUGAUAGAUUAGCCAGAAAAGGAGCUAAGCAAUCGGAAGACUGAGCCAUGUGACUUUAGUCCUUGGGGAAACUUGAACCAGUGGCUGUCUUGCUGCUUGUGCUUUUACUGGUGUGGAAAACAGCCUGCAGGUGGGACCAUCGCGGUGAUGGGCAGAUGCGUCUUUCACACGGAAUCAGGCACAGUGGCCUUCUGUGACACGUUUUCAUAAAAAACGGUUAAGUAUAUAAUAAAUUGAACAUCUUUGAGAUUGGAGAAUUA